UCCCCUGACUAAUUAGCUACCUAGCCACCCUCAUCCUCGGGGCGUGUGAAGAUGGCGUCGAGGUCUUUGAUGGUGGUGCUCCUGCUCGCGGCGGUGGCGGCGACGUGCGCGCGGGCGCAGCUGCACGAGAAGUUCUACAGCGAGUCGUGCCCCAGCGUGGAGGACGUGGUGAGGAGGGAGAUGGUGAGGGCGCUGUCCCUGGCGCCCAGCCUCGCCGGGCCGCUCCUCCGGAUGCACUUCCACGACUGCUUCGUCAGGGGGUGCGACGGCUCGGUUCUGCUGGACUCGGCCAACAAGACGGCGGAGAAGGACGCGCAGCCGAACCAGACGCUCCGUGGUUUCGGCUUCGUCGAGAGGGUGAAGGCCACGGUGGAGAAGGCCUGCCCCGACACCGUCUCCUGCGCCGACAUCCUCGCCCUCAUUGCCAGGGACGCAGUAUGGCUGUUGAGUAGAAGCAAGGGUCCAUUCUGGACAGUUCCUCUCGGCCGGCGAGACGGCAGCGUGUCCAUUUCCAACGAGACCGACGCUCUGCCACCCCCGACCUCCAACUUCACCGUGCUCACCCAGCUCUUCGCCGCCGUGAACCUCGACGCAAAGGACCUUGUCGUCUUGUCCGCCGGGCACACCAUCGGGACGUCGCACUGCUUCUCCUUCUCUGACCGGCUCUACAACUUCACCGGCAUGGAGAACCCCAGCGACAUCGACCCCACGUUGGAGCCGCAGUACAUGAUGCGGCUAAAGAGCAAGUGUGCCAGCCUCAACGACAACACUACCCUCAUGGAGAUGGACCCCAGCAGCUUCAAGACCUUCGACACCGACUACUUCAAGCUGGUGAGCAAGCGGAGGGGCCUCUUCCACUCCAACGGCGCCCUCCUCACCGACCCCUUCACCCGCACCUACGUCCAGCGCCAUGCCACCGGCGCCUUCAAGGGCGAGUUCUUCGCCGACUUCGCCGCCUCCAUGAUCAAGAUGGGCAACGCCAACCCGCUCACCGGAAGCCAGGGUGAGAUCGGGAAGAAGUGCAGCGUGGUCAACCAUUAA
Messenger RNA from Triticum aestivum (bread wheat), 1041 nucleotides. Its product is annotated as peroxidase 1. The record is from RefSeq and is a predicted model, not a curated record. The coding region runs from base 52 to 1041 and encodes 329 amino acids. Lineage: Eukaryota; Viridiplantae; Streptophyta; Magnoliopsida; Poales; Poaceae. Gene Ontology annotation, molecular function: heme binding; peroxidase activity. The transcript is spliced from 4 exons. Gene Ontology annotation, biological process: response to oxidative stress; hydrogen peroxide catabolic process.